UUGCUUUUUUGAGAGUUUCUUCUCCCACCACUCUUCUAUAAUUUUCUCUACGUAAUUCAAUAUUUUUAGUGCACAAGCACAACAAAAAAGAUAUAAAAAGAUGACAGAAAAGGUUUCCAAGCACUUCCCCAAGUUCCUGGAGGAUCUCCCCAAUGUGGAGGGUAAGGUCUUUGUGAUCACGGGCACCACAUCGGGAACUGGCUUUAUCGCCGCUCGGACUGUCGCAGAAAAAGGUGGCGAAGUGGUGUGCUUGAACCGCAAAUCUCAACGCGUCAAUGAUGCUACUGAGAAAUUUAAGGCCGCUGUACCAAGUGGAAAGUUUGUGAAUAUCGAGUGUGAUUUGCAAGAUUUUGCAUCAGUCCAAAAAGCUUGCGAUGAAAUUAAACAAAAGUACAAAUCUAUUUAUUGUUUGGCUUGCAACGCUGGAAUUAUGAUGACGCCUGACGAAGCCACCAAAGAUGGCUGUGAUACGCAGAUGCAGACCAAUCACUUGUCGCAUUUCAUCUUGACCCAGCAACUGUUUCCAUUGUUGGAAGUGGCAGCAGACUCCGGUGGUGACGCUCGUGUUGUUUACCAUUCGUCUGCAGCCCGUGACAUGACCAAGAAUGGCCUGGAAAAGAAGUAUUUUGAAAAGAAUGGAGGAAAUUUGGGUGGCGAUGGUAACUCCAUGUUGAUGGGUGGAGGUCGUAUAGUCCGAUACGCUCAGACGAAAUUGGCCAACAGUGUCAUGAUGUACGCCAUGCACGAAAAGUUGCAAGCCAAACAAAGCAAGGUCCGAGUCAUUGCUUGCCAUCCGGGUGGAUCGGCCACGAAUCUCGGAGAACACAUGAAGUUGCCGUGGUUUGAGAAUUUCCUCAUGACCAAAAUCAUGAUUCCUUUUUUCAUUCAGUCUGCUGAAGAUGGUACCAUGGGAUUAUUGACGGGCAUGUUGGUAGAGGAUGCCAAGAGUGGCGUUUUGUACGGACCCGCCAACAGUGGUAUGGCAGGCCUCGCAGUACCCAACCCUCCCAAAAAGUAUGAAACGGAUCCUGAUGCCAUGAAAAUGCUGUGGGAAACGAGCGAGGAAACUACUGGUGUCAAAUUCGCCAUUUAAACAUCGUAUUGGAGUGUAUCUCUGUGCCAAAAAACCGCCACAGUUUUGGAUCCUGGAAUGUACCGUAUUCCAGAUCAUUUUUUGCUAUCGCUGGUCUGACGUACCUCUGGUCAAAGCAUGCGUGAAAUUCAAAGGAUUUCUUGGGGUACCGUUCAGAUCAACCUCUUGCGCUUCAGGGACACUUUUCUCUCCCAUGGAACCCACCAUCAAAGACGUAAUCGUGCUGCCGGUACCCUUUUUAUGGAUUAAUAAGAUCGAUCAUAUUGUUGCCGGCU
Molecule: messenger RNA, 1368 nt
Organism: Seminavis robusta
Lineage: Eukaryota; Bacillariophyta; Bacillariophyceae; Naviculales; Naviculaceae
Source: the annotation of a GenBank genome assembly